AUAUGGCAGUACUCUGGAUUCUUCCACACUCCGGAGAACGCCAGGAGAGCGAGAGCACCGCGCGCAGAAAACGGACUACUGUAUUCCUGAAAGAAGACAGCGUUGAGGAGUUUGGACACUAGUUUAAAAAAAAUGAGUAUACGGGACUAAACAGCACGGAAUUGAUAAGUAAACACACGAAGUGAUACUUUGAAAGCUAAUAUUCCAUUUGAAAACAGCCGGACAUAGGCUACAACACUCAAAGACCCCAGGAGCGGCGUGUGCAAGAGUUGACGGGAGCCAUGCAGCACUACGGAGUGAAUGGAUAUUCUCUCCACGCCAUGAACUCGCUAAGCGCCAUGUACAACCUCCACCAGCAGGCGGCGCAGCAGGCCCAGCACGCCCCUGACUACCGGCCGUCAGUGCACGCGCUCACCCUGGCAGAGAGGCUGGCUGACAUCAUCCUCGAGGCCCGGUAUGGCUCCCAGCACCGAAAGCAGCGACGCAGUCGCACAGCCUUCACUGCCCAGCAGCUGGAGGCCCUAGAAAAGACCUUCCAGAAGACCCACUACCCUGACGUGGUGAUGCGUGAGCGCCUGGCCAUGUGCACCAACCUGCCAGAGGCCCGUGUACAGGUGUGGUUCAAAAAUCGCCGCGCCAAGUUCCGCAAGAAGCAGCGCAGCCUGCAGAAGGAGCAGCUCCAGAAACAGAAGGAGGCCAACGGAGAGGUGGGUGACAAGGAGGAUGUCAAGACCAAAGACACCUCCACCGCAAGUGUGCCCUCCACCCAGAGCCCUCCACCUCCCUCCUCCUCCACUUCCUCCUCCCUCUUGGAGUCAAUGCAGCCCCAGCCUGCAGAGAUGAACGUGGAGGUGAACGUCACCUCCCCGGAGCCCUCAGACAGCGAGUCGGCCGCCGAAGACAUUGGUGAGGGAGAGGAAGAGCUGAGGAGGGAGAGGCUGCAGGAGGAAACGCAGCAGCAGCUUCAGGGGGAGAUGCAGCAGAGGGAUGCAGGGCUGCAGCCGGGAGGCAGCUCUCCGUCCUGCAAACGCCUCAGCCCCACACCAGACUCUCCCCUGGGCUCACCCUCCCUCCCUUCUUCCAGUGGUGGCAUGGGCAGCAGUGGUCUGUCCCAGGGCUCCUACGCCUCGUCCCCCCUCAGCCUCUUCCGCCUGCAGGAGCAGUUCCGCCAGCACAUGGCUGCCACCAACAACAUGGUCCACUACCCCUCCUUUGACAUGGGUACCCCCUCCUCCCUGCCCUACCUAGGCAUGAACGUCAACAUGCCCUCCCCCCUGAGCUCCCUGCCCUGCCAAUCCUACUACCAGUCCAUGUCCCAGGCAUCCCUGUCCCAGGCCCAGCAGGUGUGGAACAGCCCCCUGGCAGGUCUCCAGGCUCCUCCGGGCAGCAUGCCCAGCCUCAACAGCAAGACCACCAGCAUCGAGAACCUGCGUCUGAGGGCCAAGCAGCACGCAGCCUCCCUGGGCCUGGACACACUACCCAACUGACCUGACCCCCCCCAGGGCAGGGCCGGGCAGCUACCAAGGACGCAGCCAGACAUUACGACCCCUUCUACUGACAUCUUCACUGACUGGACAUUAUAGACACUGCAUCAGUUUUGGACACUGGGACUGGACAUUAGAUCAAUACACUACUGGACAUUGCUUAUUUGACCCCCCUGCAGGGUAGAUGCAUAGACCCAGUCCAAUCGCACAACUGCUACCCACCAAACCAUGUGGAUCAGAGAACUCAAAGCUACACUCCUAUAUCGCAAAGCCGUCAUCUCAUACCGGGGCAAAUGCAUGGCGGUUAACAGUAUCUGAUGACCUCAACACUAGAGCUGGGGAGAGUGACAGUAAUAUUAAAGAUGAGCUUUGCAUGCAUCCCGAGACAAGGAUUACAACUGCACAAAGAUUGAACCAAGAUUCCAGCCUCAGAUCAAACCCAUUCAAAGAUUUACAACAGCACAGACUGGCCCUACACAUCCCACAAUUCCCUGCACCUGGCAGAUGGACAGUACUUCCUGUUAAAGAGCUACAUCCCACCUGCAAGAAUUUAUUCCACAUUGUACUGUAAAUAUUCCUCCUCGUUUGUUCCCAUCCCAUCUGCUUGGUUAGGGAGUAUAAAUCGGUGUCUCCUUUUGUGUCGAGGACUUAAACAGGAAACAUUCAAGCUAUUUUUGAAUUGUUCCAUUGUGGCUUUAUGCAAAGGACCUACAGUAGAAUGAGCCAAUACCUGCUGGGGUAAAGAUUAUAGUCUACGGUGGGAACAGAGCGACGUUCAAAUAUGAAUCUGUUUAAUCUAGCUAUGUUAUGUUCGCCUGGGUACCAGGUUGUUUCUGCAUAUGCGUUUAAGAGCGCCACAUCUUUACGGAGUCAAGAAAAAAAAAAAAUGGUGUUAUCGACUUAAGCAGAAACACACUGUCACCCAGGCCAAUGCUGUAUGUAUUUUAUCAUUGUAGAGCCCAGACAUGUAUUUCUCAAUUGUUUACUUAAAAUGUGAGUAAUUUAUCUGUUAAAAUGAAAGGGAAUAAACCACAUGUAUGAAGAUCGAUUGGUGAAUGAGAUG
This is a messenger RNA of Oncorhynchus kisutch (coho salmon), 2547 nucleotides long. Its product is annotated as diencephalon/mesencephalon homeobox protein 1-A. Lineage: Eukaryota; Metazoa; Chordata; Actinopteri; Salmoniformes; Salmonidae. Gene Ontology annotation, biological process: regulation of transcription by RNA polymerase II. The coding region runs from base 282 to 1487 and encodes 401 amino acids. Gene Ontology annotation, molecular function: RNA polymerase II transcription regulatory region sequence-specific DNA binding; DNA-binding transcription factor activity, RNA polymerase II-specific. The transcript is spliced from 5 exons. The record is from RefSeq and is a predicted model, not a curated record.